Molecule: messenger RNA, 543 nt
Organism: Caenorhabditis bovis
Lineage: Eukaryota; Metazoa; Nematoda; Chromadorea; Rhabditida; Rhabditidae
Source: the annotation of a GenBank genome assembly
AUGCCGAUGAUGAUACUCAACAUCGUGCUCAUUCUUUCCAUGAUUGCCGUUAUCGGGUCGAGCAAUAGCUAUCGGCACCAAUCGAAUCGCUGCUACAGCUGCAUGUCGGAAAUGUACGAGGCGUUUUUCGCCAACGGUCUCGACAGGUACUUCAACAAACCGCGCAACUUCUCAUCGCAAUGCGACAACGAGAUGAACGUGACGAGCAUGCAAUUGGUGCCGUGCCGCACCAUUUGUCUCACCAUUCAGCAGGAUUUAUACGUGAUGGGCCAACCCACCGGACAUCGGCUUUUCAUGCGCGGUUGUGCGCUCUCGAUCGCACGAAAGGGCCUUUAUAAUCGCACGCUGAGUCUGUUCGAUAAAUAUGAUUUGUGCAGAGACAUGUCAGCGCGCGAUUUGUUCUAUCACGAGCACUCAGAUUCCCAGCGAAUUCGAGUUUGCAGCUGCCUUGGCGACAGAUGCAAUUCGGCACAAUCGACGAGUAACGCACAGUCCUUCAUCGAUAUUCUCGCAAUCUCCGUGAUGGUCGCUUCACUAUUUUAG